AUGUCUCCGCAACUGGCUCCUCUGUCGACCUCCUCCUUGAAUUUUGUCCUGUUGGUUUGCCGUGUCCCUGCGCGUCCGGCACUGCAAGCCGCUGCAACAGAUGCAUCUCGGGUGUUGCUUUUGCAAGACCGACGGCAGAGCCGUCGCCUCCAUUUCACGUUAAGAAGAGCUCUAGAGAAAUUGGGCUGCGAGGUGAAGACGUCGCAGCAGGGGCCCCUGGAAGAGACAGGGGGGCUGCCUGAGGAGACAGUUGCAGACGCUGAGGAGACAGCUGCUGAUCCCGGGCAAACCAACCCCACCAAACGCACCGGACACAACGCAAAAGCUGCAGCUUCAGAAACAGCAGCAGCGGACACAACUGAUUCUCAGGUGCAACCCGACCUCCAACAGCCGCAUCAGCAGCCUCCCCAGGCAAGUACAACUCCAAAGCCAGCUGCUGACGUUUGGAUUUGCAACGAACAGCUUGGUCCGUACAAUGUCUCCUUUUACUGCCCUGCAAGAAAGCUCGUCCUGGAAAUUGACGAUCGCUGCCUUGGCCCCAGCAAAUAUGUGAAGAAGAGACACUUGGAGACAACAUUUAAAGAUGAGGGGUUGCAAGUGCUAAUCGUUGGCGAACACUUGUUUCAGCUGUCUCGAGUCACUGGUGAACAGGGAGUUGGUGAGUCUUCACAGUAUAACCGUCUCCUACUCUGA
Molecule: messenger RNA, 693 nt
Organism: Eimeria maxima
Lineage: Eukaryota; Apicomplexa; Conoidasida; Eucoccidiorida; Eimeriidae
Product: D-3-phosphoglycerate dehydrogenase, putative
Exons: 5
Coding region: 1-693 (230 amino acids)
Source: RefSeq, a predicted model, not a curated record